AGGUCUCCUCAACAACAACGUACGCCCUGGUCGUUUCAUGAAGAUCAACUACUUCAACAUGGCUACGAGCAAGGGCUAUCCUGGGCUAUGAUUUCGACUCACUAUCUACCUCAUCGUUCUCGAGGCUGCUGUUGGGGACGCUUCAAGACAUUACAAGCCAAAUCUCUUGAACAGCGAGAUUGGACUUGCGUACAAGAUCAGCUAUUGUUUAUGGCUAUUAAGAAACAUAGCCGUUUAUUUAAACAGGCAUGGAAAGCAGUAGAGCAAGAAUUAAAUGUGGAUUGGAAGGAAUGCGAAAUGAGGUCUAUAAAGAUA
This is a messenger RNA of Cokeromyces recurvatus, 315 nucleotides long. RefSeq lists its product as uncharacterized. The annotation marks the transcript as partial. The transcript has a single exon. NCBI's taxonomy places the organism in Eukaryota, Fungi, Mucoromycota, Mucoromycetes, Mucorales, Mucoraceae. The record is from RefSeq and is a predicted model, not a curated record.